Messenger RNA from Emericellopsis atlantica, 797 nucleotides. RefSeq lists its product as uncharacterized. The transcript has a single exon. The coding region runs from base 147 to 617 and encodes 156 amino acids. The record is from RefSeq and is a predicted model, not a curated record. NCBI's taxonomy places the organism in Eukaryota, Fungi, Ascomycota, Sordariomycetes, Hypocreales, Bionectriaceae.
GCUGCUGCUGCUCGCGGUGGUGUUCGCGGCGACACCUCCUCCUCCGCUCGUGGGCCCGUUCAUAGCUGGACCUGUCUGAGAUUCCUGACGGGCCAUGAGGGAAUGUUUGUUUGAUUUCCGCGCGACGCCCCCAGAAGACUCAGACCAUGAGUCGGUUAGUACCUUGGACACCGCCCCUCGGUUUGUCGACUCCAGUGCCGUCUCGUCUGCACCUCCUUCCUUGCUUCCUUGCCUCCUUCAAUUCAAGGGUCCUGGCGUCGUGUAGGCGCACUUCGAUGGUCUGCGUGAAACAGCUCGCUCAUGUCUCGCGAGCAAGGGUUCAGCGUCGAGUUGGCGACAAUGUAAAACUCCAUCGAUUGGCUUGGGGGUGUAAGGGUCAUGAGACGGCGGAGACAACGCUCUCUCUGUGUCUUCUUCUUUUUUGCUUUCUGCUGCUGAAAAGUCUUGGUCGGCGACAGGCAGCAGCCGCUGGGAGAGGAAAUGCUGCAGCAAAAGUCGAGCGACAUGGACAGGAGCGACAGACCGACCAAGAAGGAAGGGCCGACCACGACCAAGCAAGACGAGGCGAGGAAGGUGCUGCUGAGUGGAUAUGCCCGGUUUACACAGCCUCAAUUUGAUGCCACUGACGUGCGCAGGCUCUCAGUAGGCCUCCGUCCACCAACAAAGCUCCAUACCUUCGGUGGCCUUACCACUUGCUGCAUGGAACCCAACUCAAUUGCCUCUUACUAAAAUAUCGAUACUUGCUACCUUUAGAAAAUACCUUGACCUCCAGCUCAUCCAAACCGCCUGCUCACUCU